CACACAAAUUGAUUGCUCACUACCAGCCUUUUUCUAGAGAAUUGCACCACACCACGCAUACUGUAGGAACACCACAAAAAUGUCAUCUUAAUUUGGAGCCACCAUUUCAAUACCAUAUAAAAUUCAUUUUAUUUAGGCCAUUUUCUCAUUACUUUAUCUUACCCUAGGAACCCUCUUCAAUGUCCAUCAUUAACCAAAACAAGCUCCCUUUGAGCUCUCAUCGCUACUUUCAUCCACGCCCUUCUCCUAGAGUCAUCACUCGGGUACAUUGCUUGAUCACCACAUCUUCUAAACCAAAAGUUGAACCAAAUCGAUUAGUGAUCGAAUCACCAUCUGUGCCCCCUACACAAUUUCUAGCUACAAGCAAAACCCCACCUCAAGCCAAUGACCCAAGUCUUAAGUCCACAUGGUUGCAUCGUGUGUGGUUGGCAUCAGGGUGCACAACGGUGCUCAUUUCUCUAGCUAAGUCCUUAGUGGGUGCGUCUAGUAUGCAUAUUUGGGUCGAGCCCACUGUGGCUGGCUUGGUUGGGUAUGUAAUGGCUGAUCUUGGUUCAGGAGUAUACCAUUGGGGCAUUGACAAUUAUGGAAGUGCCUCAACUCCAAUCUUUGGUAACCAAAUUGAGGCAUUUCAAGGUCACCACAAGUGGCCUUGGACUAUCACUAAGCGUCAAUUUGCUAACAAUUUACACGCACUUGCUCGUACAGUGACUUUUAUAGUUCUCCCCAUAAACCUUUUAUUUGAUGAUCCAACUUUUCUUGGUUUUGUUGGUAUGUUCUCUGGUUGCAUUAUGUUUAGCCAACAAUUUCAUGCUUGGGCACAUGGCACCAAAAGCCGACUACCGCCACUCGUGGCGGCUCUACAAGAUCUUGGCAUCAUCGUGUCGCGGUCACAGCAUGGAGCGCACCACCGUGCACCAUAUAACAAUAAUUAUUGCAUAGUGAGUGGUGUUUGGAAUGAGGUUUUGGACAACCAUAAGGUUUUUGAGGCAUUGGAAAUGCUCUUGUUUUUCAAGCUAGGGGUUCGGCCUAGGUCUUGGACUGAACCCAAUUCUGAUUGGAGUGAAGAAAUUGGGGACCAAUUUCAAUAAUUCUUUGCUUUAGUUAAAAUUAGAAUUCAGUACAACUAAUUACAUAUAAUAAUUACAUGUAUAUUGUGAAAAAUUAUUUAAAGAGGCAUUAAUUACUUUGUAAUUGAAUGUGUCUGAUCUUUUUAAUUCGAAUCAGGACUUAAGAAUGAGUCCCCAUUCUUUCUA
Messenger RNA from Cannabis sativa, 1253 nucleotides. RefSeq names its product fatty acid desaturase 4, chloroplastic. Bases 180 to 1088 code for a protein of 302 amino acids. The transcript has a single exon. The record is from RefSeq and is a predicted model, not a curated record. Lineage: Eukaryota; Viridiplantae; Streptophyta; Magnoliopsida; Rosales; Cannabaceae.